AUGCCAGAAGCUAUCGUCCAUCCCCAGAAGCGCGUGCUGGGCGACACGUCCAGCAAUGCCAAUGGUAUCUUGAAAUCUGCUAGUGCUCUCAAAAAGCGCAAACUCGACAACGAACCCUCUGUGCCAUCUUCACAAGCCGCUCGACGUAAAGUGGGAUCGACCCAACCACAGAAAAGUCAAUUCGAGGAGGAGGUGCUGGAAAAGUUGACGCAGGAUAUCGGCGACCUGAAGGAGAACAACUCAGAGAAAGACCAGCAAUGGGAGCGCCCUCCACUUGGAGAAUUUGACGAAAAGAAGGAGAACGUCUGCUUCCAACAGAUUGACGCGGAAGAAGCAACAUUGAUGGGAAAGCCUGCCAUUCGGCUUUUCGGUGUCACUGAGUCCGGACAAUCGGUCUGUCUUCAUGUCACCGGCUUUGAGCAUUAUCUCUAUAUCGCUGCCCCCGUCAACUUCACCAAAGCGGACUGCGAUCCGUACAAAGCCUUCCUAGAACAGAAACUAGGACAGAGCUUCCCUGCCAUCUCGUCUGUGCAACUUACAAUGCGCGAGAAUAUUUAUGGAUUUCAAGGGAAUCAAAAGAGCUAUUACAUCAAGAUCACAGUCACUGAACCGAAAUUGGCCGCACGAUUGCGAAGUGCGUUGGAGACUGGCAGUGGAAGCAUGAACUACAAGGGCAUGUGGACCGGCGCAGACGGAAUCCUUACCUUCGACAAUAUUCAAUACCUUCUACGCUUCAUGAUAGAUACUGGAUUGGCUGGAAUGUCCUGGGUCGAGGCCACGGCUGGGAAAUAUCGUCUUCUCCCACAAGGUCAAAGAUUGUCGAACUGCCAAAUAGAAGCUAGUGUCGAUUAUCGAGACAUGGUAGCUCAUCCGCCCAAUGGCGAAUGGGCGAAAAUGGCGCCUCUUCGCAUCUUGUCUUUUGAUAUUGAGUGUGCUGGGCGGAAAGGUAUCUUCCCCGAACCCAACAUGGACCCGGUCAUCCAAAUUGCCAAUGUGGUUACUCGAUACGGAGAGUCGAAACCAUUCAUCAGAAAUGUCUUUGUCCUUGACACUUGCAGUCUGAUCGUCAAUACCCAAAUUUUGGAGUUCCAAAAGGAGGAAAAGAUGCUCGACGCUUGGCGUGAUUUCGUGGAAAAGGUGGAUCCCGACGUUAUUAUCGGAUACAACAUCGCCAACUUCGAUUUCCCAUACUUACUCGACCGCGCUAAGCAUUUGAAAUGCACUGGUUUCCCGUACUGGACUAGACUGAAGGGCUGCAGAACCGAGGCCAAGGAUGCCAACUUCUCCAGCAAGCAGAUGGGCAAUCGAGACACAAAAGCGACCAAUACAAACGGCAGAAUUCAACUCGAUCUUCUCCAAUUGGUUCAGAGAGAUCACCAGUUAAGAAGUUACACCCUGAAUUCAGUGUCCUACGAGUUCUUGAAAGAGCAAAAGGAAGACGUCCACCACACGAUGAUCACUGAGCUUUUCAACGGCACCCCCGAUUCAAGACGACGAUUGGCAGUGUACUGUUUGAAAGAUGCAUAUUUGCCACAGCGAUUGAUGGACAAAUUGAUGUGUCUGGUUAACUACACGGAGAUGGCCAGAGUUACGGGUGUACCAUUCAAUUUCCUCUUGUCUCGAGGACAGCAAGUCAAGUUCAUCAGUCAGCUUUUCCGGAAAGCAAUGGAGCAGCAACUUGUGAUCCCCAAUUCCAAGCCCCAGGAUGAACAAGAUUACGAAGGUGCGACGGUCAUCGAGCCUGAGCGAGGAUACUACGGUGUGCCCGUGGCAACCCUCGAUUUCGCCUCGCUAUACCCCUCAAUCAUUCAAGCACACAAUCUCUGCUACACGACCCUGCUCAACAAGAGCAGCGUUGAGAAGUUGAAUCUCAAGAAAGACGAAGAUUACAUUGUCACUCCAAACGGAGACAUGUUCUGCACCACCAAAGUUCGCAAAGGACUUUUGUCACAGAUUCUCGAAGAGUUGUUGUCUGCACGAAAGCGUGCAAAAAAGGAACUAGCCAGUGAGACCGAUCCCUUCAAGAAGGCGGUACUUAACGGUCGCCAGCUUGCUUUGAAGGUCAGCGCAAACAGUGUCUAUGGUCUAACUGGUGCCACGGUGGGUAAAUUGCCCUGUCUUCCCAUCGCCAGUAGUACGACGAGUUACGGUCGUCAGAUGAUUGAGAAGACAAAGCAAGAAGUGGAAGCGCGCUACACCAUUGCCAACGGUUACUCUCAUGAUGCUCAGGUCAUCUAUGGUGAUACCGAUUCUGUUAUGGUCAAGUUCGGCGUCACCGAACUGGCAGACGCAAUGAAGCUUGGCCAAGAAGCAGCAGACUACGUCUCGGCCAAGUUCAUCAAACCCAUCAAGCUUGAAUUCGAGAAAGUGUACUUCCCUUAUCUUUUGAUUAACAAGAAGCGAUACGCUGGACUAUACUGGACGAACCCCCACAAGCCCGACAAGAUGGAUACCAAGGGUAUUGAAACUGUCCGCCGUGAUAACUGUCUGAUGGUUCAGAACGUCAUUGAAACCGUGUUGAACAAGAUCCUAAUUGACCGGGAUCUGGAUGGUGCUCAAGACUACGUCAAAGCCACCAUUUCGGACCUCCUCCAGAACAAAAUCGAUAUGUCGAAACUAGUCAUCACGAAGGCCCUGUCAAAACGCAAAGAGGACUACGCAGGCAAACAAGCACACGUCGAACUUGCCGAGCGCAUGCACAAGCGUGAUGCAGGUUCCGCGCCAACACUUGGUGACCGUGUGGCCUACGUCAUGAUUAAAGGUGCCAGUGACUCCAAAGGUUACGAACGAGCAGAAGAUCCCAUCUACGUGCUGGAAAACAACAUCCCCAUUGACACCAAAUACUACCUCGACAACCAACUUACCAACCCCCUGAACCGCAUCUUCGAACCCAUCUUGGGAGAGAAGAAAGCAGGCCAGUUGCUCACUGGCGAGCACACCCGGUCCAUCUCCAAGGCGGCGUCGAACUUGGGUGGACUGAUGAAGUUUGCCAAGAAGACCCAAACCUGCAUGGGCUGCAAGAAGCCACUAUCCAGCAAAGAGGAGAUGGAUGGUGCCGUCUGCUCGAAUUGCCGUCCUCGUCUCGGCGAACUGUACACAAAGACUCUGACCAAGGUCUCCGAUCUGGAGGUUCGGUUUGGGCGCUUGUGGACUCAGUGCCAGCGGUGUCAGGGCAGUCUUCACUGUGAAGUCAUCUGCUCUUCUCGUGAUUGUCCGAUUUUCUACAUGCGCAUGAAAGCAAAGAAGGAUGUCGAAGAUUCACAGAAGGAUUUAUCGCGGUUCGACUUUGACGCUGGUGCUUGGUGA
This is a messenger RNA of Penicillium bovifimosum, 3306 nucleotides long. Its product is annotated as DNA-directed DNA polymerase delta POL3. The coding region runs from base 1 to 3306 and encodes 1101 amino acids. Gene Ontology annotation, biological process: DNA-templated DNA replication; nucleotide-excision repair, DNA gap filling; DNA replication proofreading. Gene Ontology annotation, molecular function: nucleotide binding; 3'-5'-DNA exonuclease activity; DNA-directed DNA polymerase activity. The record is from RefSeq and is a predicted model, not a curated record. The transcript has 3 exons. NCBI's taxonomy places the organism in Eukaryota, Fungi, Ascomycota, Eurotiomycetes, Eurotiales, Aspergillaceae. Gene Ontology annotation, cellular component: delta DNA polymerase complex.